UCUUACUCAAGAGCAUUUUGGGGUGAAAAUAUCUAAGUUUACCAGCCCUUGUGCAAAUCUGAGAUGAAGGACUACAUUAAAAGUAAAAUUCACCUUAGCAGGAAGUGGAGUUUGCUAUUCUGUGUAUAUCUUUAACAGUAUCUGCUGAAAAGAACCCUUUUGUUAAAUAAUUGUAUUACAAGUCCCCAACUUAAUCUUUUCGAAUAUGAAAUAAGAGAGGGACAGUGCACAACAGCAAUGUCCCCAGACCCAUCUUUAAGUGAAGCACCAGGCCGAUGAAACAUCCCUCUCUGCUGCCUUCUUUCUCUGAUCACAACUCAGCUCCGGAGGAAAAAGAGUCCUCUAAGGUAUAAUAAAAAGAAAAAAAGAAAAAGAGUCCUGCCAAUUUCACUUUCUAGUUUCACUUUCCCUUUUGUAACGUCAGCUGAAGGGAAACAAACAAAAAGGAACCAGAGGCCACUUGUAUAUAUAGGUCUCUUCAGCAUUUAUUGGUGGCAGAAGAGGAAGAUUUCUGAAGAGUGCAGCUGCCUGAACCGCAGCCCUGCCGAACAGCUGAGAAUUGCACUGCAACCAUGAGUGAGAACAAUAAGAAUUCCUUGGAGAGCAGCCUACGGCAACUAAAAUGCCAUUUCACCUGGAACUUGAUGGAGGGAGAAAACUCCUUGGAUGAUUUUGAAGACAAAGUAUUUUACCGGACUGAGUUUCAGAAUCGUGAAUUCAAAGCCACAAUGUGCAACCUACUGGCCUAUCUAAAGCACCUCAAAGGGCAAAACGAGGCAGCCCUGGAAUGCUUAUGUAAAGCUGAAGAGUUAAUCCAGCAAGAGCAUGCUGACCAAGCAGAAAUCAGAAGUCUGGUCACCUGGGGAAACUAUGCCUGGGUCUACUAUCACAUGGGCCGACUCUCAGACGCUCAGAUUUAUGUAGACAAGGUGAAACAUGUCUGUGAGAAGUUUUCCAGUCCCUAUAGAAUUGAGAGUCCAGAGCUUGACUGUGAGGAAGGGUGGACACGGUUAAAGUGUGGAGGAAACCAAAAUGAAAGAGCGAAGGUGUGCUUUGAGAAGGCUCUGGAAAAGAAGCCAAAGAACCCAGAAUUCACCUCUGGACUGGCAAUAGCAAGCUACCGUCUGGACAACUGGCCACCAUCUCAGAACGCCAUUGACCCUCUGAGGCAAGCCAUUCGGCUGAAUCCUGACAACCAGUACCUUAAAGUCCUCCUGGCUCUGAAGCUUCAUAAGAUGCGUGAAGAAGGUGAAGAGGAAGGUGAAGGAGAGAAGUUAGUUGAAGAAGCCUUGGAGAAAGCCCCAGGUGUAACAGAUGUACUUCGCAGUGCAGCCAAGUUUUAUCGAAGAAAAGAUGAGCCAGACAAAGCGAUUGAACUGCUUAAAAAGGCUUUAGAAUACAUACCAAACAAUGCCUACCUGCAUUGCCAAAUUGGGUGCUGCUAUAGGGCAAAAGUCCUCCAAGUAAUGAAUCUAAGAGAGAAUGGAAUGUAUGGGAAAAGAAAGUUACUGGAACUAAUAGGACACGCUGUGGCUCAUCUGAAGAAAGCUGAUGAGGCCAAUGAUAAUCUCUUCCGUGUCUGUUCCAUUCUUGCCAGCCUCCAUGCUCUAGCAGAUCAGUAUGAAGAAGCAGAGUAUUACUUCCAAAAGGAAUUCAGUAAAGAGCUUACUCCUGUAGCGAAACAACUGCUCCAUCUGCGGUAUGGCAACUUUCAGCUGUACCAAAUGAAGUGUGAAGACAAGGCCAUCUACCACUUUAUAGAGGGUGUAAAAAUAAACCAGAAAUCCAGGGAGAAAGAAAAGAUGAAAGACAAACUGCAAAAAAUUGCCAAAAUGCGACUUUCUAAAAAUGGAGCAGAUUCUGAGGCUUUGCAUGUCUUGGCAUUCCUUCAGGAGCUGAAUGAAAAAAUGCAACAAGCAGAUGAAGACUCUGAGAGGGGUUUGGAGUCUGGAAGCCUCAUCCCUUCAGCAUCAAGCUGGAAUGGGGAAUGAAGACUAGAGAUGUGGUGCCCACUAAGCUACUGCUGAAAGGGAGCUGAAAUUCCUCCACCAAGUUGGUAUUCAAAAUAUGUAAUGACUGGUAUGGCAAAAGAUUGGACUAAGACACUGGCCAUACCACUGGACAGGGUUAUGUUAACACCUGAAUUGCUGGGUCUUGAGAAAGCCCAAGGAGUUCUGGGAGAGGGACCAGAUUGGGGGGUAGGUCCAAGGGCUUGGUGAUAGAAUUAUUUCUCAAUUGACUUCUUGAGUGCAAUUUGAACUGUAACAUUUGCUUAGUCACCUUUAGUGGAGUAAUCCACUGGGCUUGUUUCUAUAUUUAUAUAAAGCAGCCAAAUCCUUCAUGUAAUAUUGAAGUCCAUUUUUGCAAUGUUGUUCCAUACUUGGAGUCAUUUUGCAUCCCAUAGAGGUUAGUCCUGCAUAGCCAGUAAUGUGCUAAGUUCAUCCAAAAGCUGGGGGACCAAAGUCUAAAUAGGGCUCAGUAUCCCCCAUCGCUUACCUCUGCCUCCUUCCUCCUCCUUCCCAGUCUAUCAUCAACCUUGAGUAUUCUACACAAUGUGAAUUCAAGUGCCUGAUUAAUUGAGGUGGCAACAUAGUUUGAGACGAGAGCAGAGAACAGGAAGAUACAUAGCUAGAAGCGAUGGGUACAAAAAGCAAUGUGUACAAGAAGACUUUCAGCAAGUAUACAGAGAGUUCACCUCUACUCUGCCCUCCUCAUAGUCAUAAUGUAGCAAGUAAAGAAUGAGAAUGGAUUCUGUACAAUACACUAGAAACCAACAUAAUGUAUUUCUUUAAAACCUGUAUGAAAAAAUAAAUGUUCCACCAGUAGGGAUAGGGGAAAAGUAACCAAAAGAGAGAAAGAGAAAGGAAUACUGGUUUAUCUUUGUAGAUUGUAAUCAAAUGGAGAAAUUUGCAGUAUUUUAGCCACUAUUAGGAAUUUUUUUUUUUUGUAAAAUGAAGACUGAACUUUGUUCAAAUGCUUUCAUGAACCUGGUUUGAGAUGAUAGGAAAGCAACAAAAUGUGGGAACCUGGUGACUAAGGGCCUGGUGCAAGGACUUGGGAAAUGUCAUUGAUAAUAGACGGUGGGGUUUCCCCCCUUUAGAAAUGUUGGAUAUUAAGUGAUAUAAACACUUCUUUUAACUCUGAAAAUAUUCUGAGAAAUCACAAAAUUCAUGGUAUGCUUGGAACAAUUGAGAUUUUCUAGGUAGAUGCUGAAUAGCCUAGACAUCAAAGUUGGUGUGAACCAAAACAAGAGUCAGCUGACCCAGCAUCAGCCACACUCUGGGUUGGAAAAUGUUUGCCUGUUGGAAUUACUUUAAGCUUAAGUAUAUAUCAACAUUAUUUUAUUGUGCAAUUAAAACAAUACAAAUUCAUGGUUUUUUAAAGUUAAAAAUUCUAACCACUAUAACAACAGUUUUUGUGUUAUUUUCUGUAUUAAAAAUCUUGUUGCAUGCAUUUGAGGUCAUCAGGGUGCAAAAUUUGUAUUCCUGAAAAUGUCAUAUAUUUUCAUUAAUAAAUAACCUAAAUAUGAUAAAACAUAAAGCAGUGUUCUGGUUCAUCUGGAAUUUUGCUGUACUUUAAAUCUUUCAGACUCAGCUACUGAUAAAUGAAACGUUACACAGGUGUGAACCAAAUCCAAAUAACCUCGACUGGUCUACUAUCAUAAUCACCUGAACAGAACAAAACUUUUUCCUCAGCUUUAAGAGUCCAGGGCUUCGGAUAACAGCUGCCAUCUGCCACCUGCUACCAUUGACCUACAUGAACACAGACAUUCUGUCUCCACCUUGAUGGUGGGUGGGCUGCUCCCCUUUUCUUUGUUAAAUUUUGUGCUUUCAUCACAUUUUCUCUAUUCUGACCUCUGUUAUGAGAAAUAAAAGUCACUGAUUCCA
Messenger RNA from Gorilla gorilla gorilla (western lowland gorilla), 3887 nucleotides. RefSeq names its product interferon induced protein with tetratricopeptide repeats 2 (gene IFIT2). Gene Ontology annotation, cellular component: cytosol. The record is from RefSeq and is a predicted model, not a curated record. The transcript is spliced from 2 exons. Gene Ontology annotation, molecular function: protein binding. NCBI's taxonomy places the organism in Eukaryota, Metazoa, Chordata, Mammalia, Primates, Hominidae. Gene Ontology annotation, biological process: defense response to virus. The coding region runs from base 573 to 1991 and encodes 472 amino acids.